Molecule: messenger RNA, 773 nt
Organism: Paraphaeosphaeria sporulosa
Lineage: Eukaryota; Fungi; Ascomycota; Dothideomycetes; Pleosporales; Didymosphaeriaceae
Product: dabb-domain-containing protein
Exons: 3
Coding region: 96-596 (166 amino acids)
Source: RefSeq, a predicted model, not a curated record
GGACUUUGGCUAAUGUGAAGCAGGCCGUUCACGCGCGAAGCUGUUGUAGGACAUAUCGCAUCUCAGAUGGAGGAAUCGUACAGUUGCCCGCAGCCAUGAUUUUCAGGAACCGCUCCCUGAUGGGCGCUGCAUUGUGCCUGCUUGUCCUCAUCAUCUUUCUGCUCGCACAGGCGCAUGAAGGGUCCUUCGCCUCUAUCCUAGCUACGUCGUCGCUCAAGAAGAGUCCGCAGGCCGCGCUCACACAGCUAACGACGCAUAUCGUCCUCUUCAAAUUCAAAGACGGUGUAGCACCCGCGGAUCUGAAAGAUGUCACCCUGCAAAUGCUCAGCCUCCAAAAGUCAUGCAUCCACCCUACCACUGGAGCACCGUAUAUCAAGUCCAUAACUGGUGGAAAGGAUAACUCACCCGAGGGCCUCCAGGACGGCUUGAGUCACGCUUUCGUUGUGCAAUUCUUUUCCAACGAAGACCGCGACUACUACGUCAACCAGGACCCUGCACACGAUGCUUUCAAAAAAGCAGCAGGGCCGAUUAUCGAUAAGGCAGUCGUUGUGGACUUUCAGAAUGGCGUCUUCAUGCAGACAGAGGUGGGUAUCUAAUUUACGGGCUUGAUUCGGACAUUCUGGCAAGAAUUGACGCCAUAUCACGUUUUUCGAAAGGUGCUCUUUACUUUAAUGCUAGUUGUGCAUAUCUCAUCUCAUGUACCUACCAAGAUGCUUACUCUUUGCCAGUGAUCGGUAGCUGGGAGGCUGUAGAGUACCCGCAAGCAACUCCGC